This is a messenger RNA of Entamoeba invadens IP1, 4907 nucleotides long. RefSeq lists its product as hypothetical. NCBI's taxonomy places the organism in Eukaryota, Evosea, Mastigamoebida, Endamoebidae. The record is from RefSeq and is a predicted model, not a curated record. The transcript has a single exon. The annotation marks the transcript as partial.
AUGCAAUUAAUACUCUUAUGUUUAUUUGCAACAAAAAUCUUUGGUUGGGGAGAAUUAAACAAUGUAAUAGGAUUAAAUUAUUAUGGCUCAUCAGACGAAUGGACAAUAAAUUAUGAACCGAGAGACGUUUUUACUUUUAAUUCUAAUUGUUGUACAAACCUAGAAAAGGGCUACAAUGAUACAGAUUUAACUAUUAAUCCAUCAGUAAGUCGAGACUGGAAAUUUUCAGGAAUCAUUAACAUGAAACACAUAUUUUUUAUGACUCGACCCCGACAAGAGAAAAUGACUAUUUAUGAAGACGAUCGACCAGAUGGACUUGUCAUCACUUUUGGGUGUUUUGAUGGAAGCACUGGGUGCAGACAAACACAAACAUUAAGAACUGAAGUUAUUGUUAAAAACAAAGGAGUUGUAUUACAUUCAAAAAUAGAUGAACAGUGGAUUAUAACAAUUUCAAGAGAUCAAGACCAAAAUAAAAUUCCACUCGUUUAUAUCGAUGGAGAAGUGCAACAAACAGUAUCAAUAAAUUUAUCAUCUUUUAAUCGAGCAGUUGAUACUUCUCCUUCAAUGUAUUUACUUUCUGGAAUCCUUAUGAAUGAACAUGUUAAUUUAUAUUCAUCUGACUCUACACAUGAAAUUAAGUCAGUCUGCACAAGUGGAAACUUUUCAAGAAUGAAACUUGUUUCUAAAACAGGAACAUCAUAUGGUCCGUCGUAUAAUUGUCAUUGCGAACCCGAUUCUUUAAAACCUUUUGAUGAAUUUGAUUAUCCAGAUUGUAAACACAAUAGCACAUUCUUCGACUUAAAUCUUGUUGGGUUCACCGAUUAUCGAUUUAAACAAGUGGGUUGGGCAACAAUCAAUUAUAGCGAACGCCAAGAGCUUGUACUUCACUCAACUUUAGAUUCACUGCAUUUUAAGAUUUUGACUAUCACACCAGUUGAUUUGGUAUUUAAUGUUUAUGUUAAAAUCGACAAAUUAAUAUUUAUAAAAGGGAAUGUGUAUUUUGAAAUGGGUGCGUCAAUAGAUUCCAUUGAAUAUACAACUGAAGCAUUAAUAGAAAACGAACUUUUUUGUGUUAAAAAGGAAUUUCACACAAACAACAACUCAUUUGUUAAACAAGGAAAUCAAGUCUUUUACAUUCAAAACCCAUGCAAAACUGUCCCAUGUUCAGGAGAUAAUUGCAUUGAAAUCAAUGGAUGUUACUUCGUUUUAAAUCUCGGUUGUGACUUCGUUAGAUCGUGUCCAAAUGGUAUGUUUAUGGAUGGAACUUUUUGUUACAGUUGCACAACACAUGAUUCCAAUUGUGGGUUCUGUGAUAAAACAAAAUGUUUUGAAUGUAAUGAUGGUUUUCGUCUUGAAGCUGGAAAAUGCACAACAUGUCAAGAAAAUUGUAAAAAAUGUUCAGAAAAUAUGUGUAUCGAAUGUGAUCAAGGUUUUUACUAUGAGAAAGGGAAAUGUAUUGAAUGUUCUGUAGGGUGUAAGAAUUGUAUAAAAAAUUCAUGCAAGGAAUGUGAAAAGAAUUUUUAUUUGAAUGAUGGAACUUGUCUUGAUUGCCAAACAUUCUUCCCCAAUUGUCUCGAAUGUGAUAACGGACAAUGUAAGACGUGUCAAGAAGGUUAUCAUUUGGAUCAAGAUGGCACUUGUAAAAGGUGUUCCAAUAUUUAUCCAAAUUGUAAUUUGUGUAAUGAAAUUGAGUGUAUUGAAUGUAACGAGUAUUCAUUUUUUAAAAAUGGGAAAUGUGUCAAUUGUUUUGAAGAUUUUCCAUUAUGUUCAACUUGUGACCCAACUCAUUGUACCUUAUGCAAUAACGGUUAUUUCCUUGAGAAUACUGUUUGUACAGAAUGUUCAACAAAAUACACCAAUUGUGCAUUGUGUAACAACACUCAUUGUAGUGAUUGUGUUGGAGGAUAUUUUGUAAAUGAAGGGCAAUGUAACAGUUGUGAUACAAAACAUACAAACUGUGUGAAUUGUAACUUUACACAAUGUCUGACUUGUUCAGAUGGCUUUUUUGUUGAUAACGGAAAUUGCAUGGAAUGUCAGAAUGGAUGUGAGUUGUGUGACCAAUUUGUUUGUAACAGAUGCAAAAGAGGUUUUUAUUUCUCUGGUGGACAGUGUGUAUCUUGUUCAGAAGGAUGUACAGAUUGUGAUGAAAACGGAUGCUCUCAUUGUACAAGUGACUAUUCUCUUAUUGGUGGUACUUGUGAACUUUGUAAGAACGUAUUUUCCCAUUGCUCGGUGUGUGUAGAAGAUCAUUGUGGAAAUUGUGAAGUUGGGUUUUAUCUUGAGGGUAUGAGCACUUGUAAUUCAUGUACUAAAUAUGAUUCAAACUGUGGUUCGUGUAACCCAACAUCUUGUUUGGGAUGCAAUGGAAAUUAUUAUUUAAAAGAUGGAAUGUGUGUAAAUUGUGAAGAGUCGUUUCCAAAUUGCAUGGAAUGUACAACUGAAAAAUGUACCAAAUGUUCACCAAAUGCUUUUGAUAUAAAUUCGAAGUGCCAAUUGUGUUCAGAAGUUUAUUCCAAUUGCAACUCGUGUAAUAAAACUCAAUGUCAAGAAUGUGCUCUUGGAUAUUUUGUUGAUAAAGGCCAAUGUAAUAAAUGCUUAACCAAAUAUCAGGGUUGUGAAAAAUGUGACGAAACCAAAUGUUCACUUUGUAAAAAUAUGUAUUACUUAAACGGAAAUGGGUGUGUCAGAUGCAAUGAAACGUUCCACAAUUGUAUAACAUGUACUUCAUUACAGUGUAAUGCAUGCUUAAACGGGUUUUUUGUCGACCAGACUGUUUGCAAAGAAUGCAAAUCGAAGUACACAAACUGCAUUCUUUGCGAUGGAUCAAGUUGUCUUGAAUGUGAGAAUGGGUUUUAUCUCGAAAGUAAUGUUUGUAAACCGUGUAAUUCCAAAUUUGAUAAUUGCAUAUCUUGUGACGUAUCAAAGUGUUCUGUCUGUGAUAAAAACUCGUUUAUAGAAAAUGGAAUUUGUAAAUUAUGCUCUUCUAAAUUUGCUUCAUGUGAAAGAUGCAACGCAACAACAUGCUAUUCUUGUCAAAAUGGUUUUUAUUUGGACAAUGGUCUCUGUUCAACAUGUGAAACAAAACAUCCAAAUUGUGAAGUGUGUGAUGAAACGGAUUGUUAUAAAUGCAAAACUGGACUCUUUUUACGUGAUGGGAAAUGCCUUAGCUGUGGUGAUAUUUAUGACAAUUGUUCAAAGUGUGAUGAGACAAGGUGUUUGGAAUGUAUGGACCACUUUUAUUUGUCGAAUUACAAAUGUAAUGGUUGUGAAUCAAAUUGUGAUGUUUGCCACUCCGAAUCAACAUGUUCCAAAUGUUUUGAUGGAUAUUAUUAUAAGGAAGAUGACAAGACGUGUUCGUUGUGUAACAUGAAAGGAUAUUACAAAGAUGGUAAAAGUUGUAAAAAGUGCAGUGCAACUUGCACCGAUUGUUUAUCUCAAACAAAAUGUGUGUCGUGCGUGGAGGGGUAUUAUCUCGUUAAUACCACGUCAGAAGAAAUGACAGAAGCCUUUGGAACAUGUACAGACUGUUCAACGCGUGGUUGCACAACAUGCAAUUCAACAUUGUGUAUAACGUGUGAAAGCAAUAAAUACAUUGACGAAAGUGGGUUGUGUUCUGUGUGUAAACCCGAUAACGGCAAAUGUGUUUCAUGCUUUAUUGAUGAAAACCGAAACAAAAAGUGUGAAAAGUGCAAACCGGGAUUUUGGAUAGAAGAUUUCGAAUGUGUGACUUGUGAAACGUGUGGAAGCAAUGGGUGCUCGAACAAAACGAACGGACUUUGUUUCAACUGUUUAUCUCCAAACGAAGUUUUGAUUGAGGGUAUUUGCCAAAUUGAUGAAAAUUGUAUUUCCAUUGAACCCAAGACGAGUGCCUGUGUGGCGUGUGAAUCGGAUUAUGUUUUGAUAGGUAAAAGGUGUGUCAAAACACAACAAAAUACAACAGAAGACCUUGUCAACUUCGAAGGAAAUUAUUUCACAAAAGAGGAGUUUCAUUGCAAAGAAGUAUCUGAUUCGAAUUGUGUUUUGUGUUUGGACGAAUAUUACUUAAAAGACCUACAGUGUCUCAAAUGUGAUGAAAUACUUACAAAUUGCAUAAAAUGCGGACUUUUGAAUUACUCAAAUUACAAAGAAGUUUACUGUGAUGUUUGUUCAAUUGGGUAUUUCCCGGAAGCUGUUUGUAAGAUUUGUUCUGAAAUUAGUGGGUGUGAUCAAUGUGUCAACUAUCUUGAAAAUGAUAUAUCUUCACGAAAGUGCACAAAGUGCCUUGAUGGGUAUAAGUUGUCCAAUUACACAUGCCAAGAAAUAUCACAUUGCGUUAGUGGUGUUGGUGAGAGCUGUGUCAAAUGCGAAAGAAAUUUCUUGGUAUCAUCUGGGGAAUGUGCGCCAUGUGGGGAUGUUGUGGAAGGUUGCGUGGAAAGUCUUUCAAAUCAGUGCACUAAAUGUGACGAUUUGCAUUAUUUGAACUCCGACUUUAUGUGUGCAAAAUGUGAUAUCUCAAAUUGUAAGAAAUGUGAUGCCAUAGGAUGUGUUGAGUGUUUGACAAAUUACACACAAAGCGCAGACUAUUCUGCGUGUAUUCCAUGUGAUGAUAUUCCAAAUUGCCAGAACUGUGACAACAAAAUUCCAAUGAAAUGCAUUUUGUGUUCCCAAAAUGCAUAUUUUAAAACACCAAAAACUUGUGAAAAGUGCACUUCAAUACCAAAGUGUGUGUUGUGUACGUUGUAUGGGGAGUGCAGACAGUGCAUUUAUGGACACUAUUUGGACAAUGAUGAGUGUCAUAAAUGCAACGAAAUUGAUGGAUGUCUCGAAUGUACAGCAACAAAGAAAUCUUGCACAAAAUGUAAUGAGACGUUUUUCUUAGAAAAUGGAAAAUGUGUGAAGUGCAAAGACUCAUUUGCAAAUUCGGUGUU